UAUUCAGACUUACCAUUUAAGGGUCUACAUCAACUCGUCAUCUGGCUAGCUUCAAGUCGAUAAAGAAUGGUAGUCACCUCGUAUCUGAAAGUUAGAAUUAAAUCAAUAUCUUCAUCGUUUACCGGUUUUUUGAGCUAGAUUAGGUGCGUAUGAAAAUAAAUAUUGUGCACUCUUACCUCGAGAGUGAUCGUUGACUUUAAUAGUACUUUCUUGAAUUUUCACUCAUGAAUCGCAGCAAGAGAGCGAUUCCCUUUUUGACCUGUAAAUAUUUCGUAAUUUUAUUAGUUCACUAACCAUUUUUUUAUAGUUUAAAUAAGUAUUUACUUAAGUAUAAUUUUGUUCUUACUCACUUUUUGUUGUAAGUUGUUGAAAUACCUUCCUCUGUGUAUCGGUGCAGAUCGUGGAUCUUCUACUUAAUUUUUAAUAAGUAGGCUGUAAGAAAUUUAAAGUUAUUAGCUCAUAAGUUCAUAAUUAUUGAUUUAUGAAAAAAAAUAACUGAAUUACAGUACUUAGGUAAACUUAUUUUAAUUCAAACUCACCUUUUUGGUAAAUCACAGUAAUUCUGAAAUAUAUCUUGAGGUUCAAACGUACGAGGGCUUCAACGGACGAAAUAUGUAUGGUACCUAAUUCUGAGUUUUCGUGAGCUGUAACAUGGUAUCCCAAAUGAAAUAUUUUAGAAAAGGACGUAUGUCAACGAAUUAAAUAGGCUUUAAGGCUUUUUAAAUUACGAUGUAACAUUUUUGCUUAAUUUUAGUUUUGGGGUAUAAAACAGCGAAGUCUUUGGUAAAAAUUAUCAGAAGCAGAUCAAGAACCUCCUCGCCGAAAAGAGUUGAGUAACCCCCGCUCCUCAGUGAAGAGAGUUGAGCCCUGAGCGACACCAGCCACCGCUUACCAGCCCUGAGUCGGCCCCGGCGCUGUGCAAGUGAACACUUCAAGCUAAAACAAGUUCCACUUCUGAGCACUAUGUCCGAUUCAGAAUUUGAAGUUAUUCCGAAGCAGGGAUCUACAAAGAAGACUCCUGCUGCACGCCAAAUGAAGCGUUCGCGAGCCCCUCCGUCGAUUUCGUCGAUUGACCAGGAGAAUACAAAGAAGAAAUCAAAGACACACGACAUCUUCGGGCUAAGUCACGGGCGCACGGUCGGCAAUGAAGGAAGCGACAAGAGGAUCGUAUCGUACUUCGUGAACAAGGUGGCGAACGGGUCAGAGCGGCGUACAACUAGCUUGGAUGGCGAAUACGUGGUGGACUUGAAGAUAUACCAUGCCAACGACGUGAACAACACUGAUUCAAGAGAAGUCUGGCGCAAGGCUCUUCUACGAAUCAAGCUGCAGACUCCGGAUGACAGCGAUGAGUGGAAGUUGUUACAGAAGCUAGUUACACGAAUUGACAAAAACUUUGAAGAUGAACCACGAUUUUACUCUGACAAACUUGUAGAUUGAACACGAUUGAACAAAUAAAAGCAUUACUCCUUA
Molecule: messenger RNA, 1470 nt
Organism: Pectinophora gossypiella (pink bollworm)
Lineage: Eukaryota; Metazoa; Arthropoda; Insecta; Lepidoptera; Gelechiidae
Exons: 4
Coding region: 964-1437 (157 amino acids)
Source: RefSeq, a predicted model, not a curated record